Molecule: messenger RNA, 634 nt
Organism: Dryobates pubescens (Downy woodpecker)
Lineage: Eukaryota; Metazoa; Chordata; Aves; Piciformes; Picidae
Product: trichohyalin-like
Exons: 3
Coding region: 68-448 (126 amino acids)
Biological process (GO): regulation of axonogenesis
Cellular component (GO): cytoplasm
Source: RefSeq, a predicted model, not a curated record
GUUUUGCUUUUGCCUUUGUUCUGUUUUGGUUUACUUUGUUGGUUAAACUCAGUCUUCCCUCCCCACCAUGGCUUUUGUUUUUUAUCACAAGUUCAUGUGGCUCAAAUCCAGAUUGCGGCAGGCGGAGAGGGAGCGGCAGCUGGCCCAGCAGGACAACCGCCUCUUCAAGCAGGAGUUUGGGGACAAGAUCAACAGCCUGCAGCUGGAAGUGGAGGAGCUCUCCAGGCAGCGGAGCCACCUUGAACUGGAACUGAAGAGGGAAAGAGAGAGAUGGUCCCAGAGUCACCAACACAGCCAGGAGACCAGAAGAAGCACAAAGAAUUGGCUGAGACAGGAUGGGAAGCUGAAAAGCCAGGAGGAGAACCCUAAACUGAAACAGCCCCUGAGAGAGGAGAACAGCAUCCUGCCACACAAGUAUGGGGGAAAUCAGCUCUCAUGGUUCUCCUGAGCCCUGCUUCCCCUUCUCUACCUUCUUUCCUGGUUGGAAGGUUGGACUAGAGCAAUCUCUUGAAGAAAGAUCUUCACCCUCGUGCCCUUUGAGGUCUCAGCUCCUUUUGGUAGCUCUGAGGAGGUUCUGCUGCUUGUCACCAGCAUUUCUGUGUCUGAGAAGCUCUCUCUCUCUCUCCCAUUUACC